AUGCAUAAAUCAUACUUAAAUUAUACAUUUCUAAAGCAAAUUGUGCGUUACCUAAAAGCAAAGGAAAUUACUGAGUCCCAGCAGGAUGACGGUAGAAAGUACAGUGUUAAGCGUUUUUUAACUGGGAAACCGCAGCAGCGCCGAAAGCAACUUCAAAUAAUUAACGGUCCCCGUUACCUGUCGAAAAGGCAUACCACAAUUGCUUUCGAUGAGAAGCGGGAAUUAACCAAAGAGUUGUACAAACAAAGUAAACAGCCGAAAGUCCGCGGCAUCAGGCGAGGUACACGCGCGGAUUUCUUACACAAUGGCAGCUUUCAUGAAGCCGUCGGCCCCUUGCUCGUGAUUGCUCAAUGUUUCUGUCUGAUGCCGGUGCGUGGCAUACUCGCCGCCAGUCCGAAAGGGUUGUCCUUUCGCUGGAAGAGUUUUCGCACCUGGUACUGCAUAUUAUAUACGCUGGUGACCAUUGCUGAUACGGGCCUCACAAUAAACAUGGUCGUAAAAGGUGUGCUGGAUGUGCGAAACAUUGAACCAUUAAUAUUUCAUGCCAAUAUACUGCUGGCUUCAAUUGGUUUCCUGCGUCUGGCUGCGAAAUGGCCGCAGCUGAUGCGUAAAUGGCAGCGGGUGGAGCGGCAUAUGCCGCCUUAUCAGUCGUGGCGUGAACGCGAGGCGCUGGCGGUGCGGGUGCAUAAGGUGACCUUUGUGCUGAUCACAUUGUCGCUGACGGAGCAUCUAUUGAGCACCAUUUCGGCCAUUCACUUCGCCAACUAUUGUCCUUCACGUGUGGAUCCAAUCGAGUCGUAUUUUAUGACCGUUGUUUCGCAAGUUUUUUUCGUUUUCGACUACUCUACUUGGCUGGCUUGGUUCGGAAAGAUAUUGAAUGUGCUCAUGACUUUCGGUUGGAGUUACAUGGAUGUUUUUCUAAUGAUAAUUGGCAUAGGACUCUCAUCUUUGUUCGAACAGGUGCAGCGCAGUUUAGACUGUGUCAAGGGGCAGGUGAUGCCCGAAUCUUAUUGGACGCGUACCCGCUUGCAAUAUCGGCUUAUUUGUGACCUCAUAGAACAAGUUGAUUCCGCUGUAUCGGCCAUAACUGUGCUCUCUUUCGCUAAUAAUCUUUACUUUGUUUGCAUUCAGUUGCUCAAGAGCAUGAACACAAUGCCAUCUGUGGCACAUUUCGUCUAUUUCUAUGCGUCACUAUGUUUUCUAUUAGCCCGCACUUUGGCGGUUUCUUUGUAUUUGUCCGAGGUCAACGAUCGCUCGCGUGAACCUUUGAAAAUAAUCAAAAAGGUACCAAAGGAGGGCUUUCAUCCUGAAGUCGACCGCUUGGCUCAUGAGAUUGGCAUGGAUACGGUAGCCUUGACCGGGUUGCAAUUUUUUAACAUUACUCGUGGCUUGGUAUUGACGGUUGCCGGCACCAUUGUCACCUACGAAUUAGUGCUUAUACAGUUUCAUGAAGAUCAGAACUUAUGGAAUUGUAAUUAA
Bactrocera tryoni is the source of this 1479-nucleotide messenger RNA. Its product is annotated as gustatory receptor 5a for trehalose-like. The coding region runs from base 1 to 1479 and encodes 492 amino acids. Gene Ontology annotation, cellular component: membrane. The transcript has 9 exons. The record is from RefSeq and is a predicted model, not a curated record. Lineage: Eukaryota; Metazoa; Arthropoda; Insecta; Diptera; Tephritidae. Gene Ontology annotation, molecular function: sweet taste receptor activity. Gene Ontology annotation, biological process: detection of chemical stimulus involved in sensory perception of taste; sensory perception of sweet taste.